Molecule: messenger RNA, 2478 nt
Organism: Aspergillus chevalieri
Lineage: Eukaryota; Fungi; Ascomycota; Eurotiomycetes; Eurotiales; Aspergillaceae
Exons: 4
Coding region: 1-2478 (825 amino acids)
Biological process (GO): glutathione metabolic process
Cellular component (GO): cytosol
Molecular function (GO): 5-oxoprolinase (ATP-hydrolyzing) activity
Source: RefSeq, a predicted model, not a curated record
AUGGACCACCGCGGUCUUCACGAGGAAUCUUGCAAGAGACUAAUGCUCGAACUCGAUCCGACGCUGUCGGUCGUAUGUUCUCAUGCAAUCGGGGGUAUUGGACUCUUGGAGCGUGAGAAUGCGACUAUUCUCAAUGCUUCGAUUCUUACAUUGGCCCGACGAACUGUGGGUGCUUUUUGUCGGGCUAUGGCACAGCUUCGCCUGGAGUGUCCGCUUUAUCUCACUCAGAACGAUGGCACUCUGACAGAUGCUGCGACCGCCGCGGAGCUGCCUAUCAAGACCUUUGCUAGCGGUCCUACGAAUAGCAUGACCGGUGCAGCAUAUCUAGCCGGUCUGGAUAAAGGCACCGCGAGCCACUUGCGUUCUGACACCCAAGUCCUCAUCGUGGAUGUUGGCGGCACGACAAGCGAUGUAUGUGGGCUACUUCCUUCUGGCUUUCCGCGUCAGGCACCUAACUUUGUUGAAGUUGGGGGUGUGCGGACGGCAUUCUCUAUGCCAGAGGUGUUGUCCAUUGGUCUUGGAGGGGGGAGCCGAGUAGUCCAAGAUGUGACCACGGGAAAUGUGAGCGUGGGACCGGAGUCUGUUGGCCAUAACCUCACCAGCCAAGCGAUGGUCUUCGGGGGCAAUGCAUUGACAGCCACUGAUAUCGUCGUCGCAUCGGGUGCAGCAGAAAUCGGUGACUCGGACAGAGUCCAGCAUCUUCCGUCUUCGCUGGUUACUACCGCACGAACACAAAUCAAGAAAUUACUCGAACGCGCUGUGGAUGACAUGAAAGUUUCAGAACUACCUAUCACUCUACUCCUAGUCGGAGGCGGCUCCGUAGUCCAAAUGGAUCCUCUGGAAGGAGUAGCGGAAUCCAUAACCCCUCCACAUCACGACUCGGCCAAUGCAGUAGGUGCAGCUAUUGCAAAGGUUGCUGGUGAGCUUGAUAUCAUCGAGGUCCUGGCGGAUCGUGAUCAUAAGGCGGUGGUUGAGCAGGCCGAGAAGAGAGCUAUAGAAGUGGCAGUGGCCAGAGGUGCAGACCGAGAAGAUGUCCAGAUUAUGGAGGUUGACCAAAUCCCGCUACAGUAUGUCACUAACAAGGCUACGCGAUUGGUUAUCAAAGCUGUUGGGAAGCUGGCGCCGCCAGAUUCUGACCGCGCUGUUACCACUGGUCCAGUUGUGAAUGGCUUCGAUGACGAGGAACUUGAGCAAGCUGAAGAACACCGGAACAGGCCGGAUGCUGUGUCUACUGUCAAACAUGCAGCAUACAUGGACAUCCAAACCUACCGUCCAGACGUCCGGAAUGGAGUCUGGUAUCUCUCACCUGUCGACCUCGAAUUCAUCGCCACUGGUACAGGCGUCUUGGGCACAGGAGGAGGCGGCCCAUCUCGUCUACAAUGUCUCCAUAGUCUAGAAUACCUCCGCGAUCCACAAUUCAAAGGAACAAUGCGAGUCAUCGCACCAGAAAGCCUUGCUGACUCGGACGUCUGCGUAUUCGGCUCGUGGUACGGAGCACCAAGCGUCUCUGGCGAACGAAUACCAGCCGGCGAUGAGUUGAUGACGGCUAUUGACUUCUCGGUCAAGAUAUCUGGUCACAAGCAUUUUGAAGCAAUCGUGGCGGAUGAAAUAGGGGGUGGGAAUGGGUUGGCCGCGUUUCCGUCGAGUGCUUAUUAUGAUAUUCCUGUGGUGGAUGGGGAUUUGAUGGGUCGUGCUUAUCCGACUAUUGAGCAUGGCACGCCGUAUGUUUAUGGCCAUCCGAUCGUUCCUUGUGCAGUCGCGGACGGCAAGGGAAAUGCAGCUGUAGUCAUGCAAGCGGAAUCGCACCGCCGAAUCGAGACAAUGCUCAGAUCGCAAUGCGUGGACUUGGGAAACAAGGUGGCUGUCGCUGCCACUCCGUUGACUGGCGACGUGAUCAAGCAAUAUGCAAUUCCUAACACGGUGUCGCAAGCAUGGUACAUCGGACGUGCUAUCCACCAAGCACGGAAGUCGAAGAAGAAUAUCAUCCAAGCUAUUUUCGAUACGACCCCCGGCAAAGUCCUCUACACGGGCAAAAUCAUCCACGUGCAGCGCGACAUAAGUCGAGGGUACACAGUCGGCCAAUGCACGAUAGCACCUCUUCGCAAUGAUGAAAAAGAGGUCCUCACUCAGUCCGAUAUCACCGAAGAGACCCGCAAUCUGGUCGUGCCAUUUCAGAAUGAAUUUCUGUACGCGGGAUACGCAGAUCCAGCAAAUCCAGAGAGAGAACUGGACAUUAUCUGCACAGUACCAGAUCUUAUCUCCAUUCUAGGAACUGAUGGCGAGGCCAUUGGAUCUCCGGAGCUGCGAUACGGACUCAAAGUCAGUGUGAUUGCCAUGGCAGCUCAUCCGCUGUGGACAGGCGACGAAAGGGGUUUGCGCAUAGGAGGCCCCGAGGGAUUUGGCCUGGACAUGCCAUGGAAGAAACUGGGCGAAUACCAAAAACCAAGGAGUGUAGUAGAAGAGUUCAACAACAGAUAA